AAAUUUCAGGUUGAGUUUGAAGCUACAAGAAGAUUCAGCAAGCUUGGCAGAGGCUGCACGGGCAGUGGAUGCAACAGCAUUCAGUCUCAGAAUGUUGACGACAGAGGCUGGAAAACAUCUUCAGCACUUCAUAGAUGAGAUGACAGAAGACCCAUCAUCCUAUCAUGGCCACCAAGUGAAGAGGGUAGAUAGAGAAAAUGAAGAAGAGGAGUUUGCAUCUAGCAGGUCUGAUGUGAUCACCAAGUUGCUGAAGCACAUCGAGAGACGCUUCGCCUCCCUGAAGCAGGAUUUGAUCCAUGCUGCAACAUCUAUCCUUGACACCUCACAGUGGCCAUCAGCAAAGGAGGAAUUGGCCACUUACGCCAACACUUCUGUUGACUACACAUGUCGCCACUUCAGGGACAUCAUCAUCAAACAAGGCUGCAAUCUAGAGGAGGUAAUGUACGAAUGGCAGGAGGCAAAACUGUUCAUAGGAGACCUACCACCAGCAAGGCGCCAUACCGUGUGGCGAGAUAUCUUCAAUGACCCCGAGCUGGCAGCCAAGUUCCCCAACUUCAUGCACAUUGUGGAGGUACUCCUUGUUCUACCUCUCUCCACGGCAGCAUGUGAAAGAGGUUUCAGUUGCAUGAAACAGGUGAAGACUGACUGGAGGGCCUCCCUAACAGUAGAAAUGCUGACAAAGCUGAUGUUCAUCGUCCUCAAUGGGCCAGCCCCCACCGACUUCCGUGCAGCUGGAGCAGUGAAGGCUUGGUGGAAGGCAGCUGAAAGGACCCGGCGUCCAGAUUACAUGGAAUAACUGAACUAUUCCAUGAAGAUGAUCAGUAUUUUAAUCCGAAGUGUAAUAUUAGUGCUUUGUAAGUUUAUUUAUGCAUUUUCUCUGUCUCUUUACGCAACGAAAUAUUGAACUUAGACAUGGCUGCUUUUUCUUUUUAA
Priapulus caudatus is the source of this 933-nucleotide messenger RNA. RefSeq lists its product as uncharacterized. The coding region runs from base 92 to 796 and encodes 234 amino acids. The transcript is spliced from 2 exons. Gene Ontology annotation, molecular function: protein dimerization activity. The record is from RefSeq and is a predicted model, not a curated record. NCBI's taxonomy places the organism in Eukaryota, Metazoa, Priapulida, Priapulimorpha, Priapulimorphida, Priapulidae.